Molecule: messenger RNA, 1891 nt
Organism: Helianthus annuus (common sunflower)
Lineage: Eukaryota; Viridiplantae; Streptophyta; Magnoliopsida; Asterales; Asteraceae
Product: UDP-glycosyltransferase 85C2
Exons: 2
Coding region: 214-1704 (496 amino acids)
Molecular function (GO): UDP-glycosyltransferase activity
Source: RefSeq, a predicted model, not a curated record
UUUCUUCGUAUGUAGUCAUCGUAUGUAUUCAUCAUGAAUAUUACUUUUGUUAAUUUUACUUUAAAAGUUAAUCACAACAGCCGCCCAUGUUAUGACAUCGUAUUACAUCCACAAUAGUAAUACAAAAACAAGCAAUAAACGUUUAAAUCAAUGAGUCAUCUUUUACAUAACUUUAAUUUUUUAUUUUUAGCCGUCUAGUAACGAAGACCAUAUAUGAUAUAUGCAUCAACCUCCUUUGAAAACACACUCAGAAAAAUGGAUACCGUAGGCACAACUGAUCAGAAGAAGCCUCAUGUUAUCUUUAUCCCACUACCAGCACAAAGUCACAUAAAGGUGAUGCUCAAACUAGCACAGGUUCUCCAUCACAAGGGACUCCAAAUAACAUUCGUUAACACUGAGCGCGUCCAUAAGCGUAUGCUCAAUUCUGGCGGUCUCCACUGCCUCGAUGGAUCAGCUGAUUUUCGAUUUGAAACUAUUCCUGACGGUAUUCCUCGCAAAUCUGAAGAUGACGACGGCUCAGACUUACUCCUGGAGUACGUUGAAACCACUUUCUUAACUCCUUUUCUUGACCUUGCCACCAAACUUCCAACCCCUCCUACUUGUAUCAUAUCUGAUGGCUUCAUGUCGGCUUUCACCAUCGAUGCUGCCCAAAAGCUUGGGAUUCCAGUUAUGCUCUACUGGACGUUUUCGGCUUGUGGCUUCAUGUGUCUUUACCAUAUCCAAUCGCUCGUAGAGAAAGGGCUUGCGCCACUUAAAGAUGAGAGCUACUUGACCAACGGGUAUUUAGAUACCAUCAUCGAUUGGAUCCCCGGAAUGGAAGAAAUCCGGCUAAAGGAUUUCAACAGCGUCAUGCGGACCACAAACCCCAACGACAAACAAUUUACCUUUUGUAUUAAUGCUACACAACAAUCCCACAAUGCUUCACACAAUAUCUUCCACACUUUUGACGCUUUGGAAACUAGUAUUGUCAAUGUUCUCUCGUCUAUGUUUCCUAAAGUUUACACGGUUGGACCAACACAGUUAAUUCUUAACCAGACACUAGAAGAAGAGAAAAAAACUGGAAUGUCGAAUUUUAAUGCAUACAGCUUGUGGAAAGAAGAACCCGAGUGUUUGCAAUGGCUCGAAUCCAAGGAACCAAACUCUGUCAUUUAUGUGAAUUAUGGGAGUUUUACAGUGAUGUCGUUACAAGAUAUUAUUGAAUUUGGUUGGGGACUCAUAAGUAGCAACCACUAUUUCCUAUGGAUAAUUAGAUCUGAUUUAGUGGUAGGUGAAUCCAUAGUAUUGCCUCCGGACUUUGAGGAGCAUGUAAAAAAGAGAGGCUUUAUAGCAAGCUGGUGUCCACAGGAAAAGGUACUGAACCACCCGUCGGUUGGAGGGUUCUUGACCCAUUGUGGGUGGGGAUCCACUAUCGAGAGCUUGUCGGCUGGGGUGCCGAUGAUAUGUUGGCCAUACUUAUGGGACCAAUUGACCAAUUGUAGGUAUAUAUGCAAGGAAUGGGAGGUUGGGUUGGAAAUGGGAAAGGAGGUGAAAAGAGAGGAAGUUAAAAAACUUGUAAAUGAGUUGAUGGGAGAUGGAGAUGACAAAAAGAGGACCAAAGCCAAGGAGUGGCAGGAAAAGGCUUAUGUAGCAACAGGCCCAAAUGGUUCAUCGUCCUUGAAUGUAAACAACCUUGUGGAGGAAAUUAUUAUGUUGUCAAGGAGUUAAACAUAUCUCCAGAGUUCCCAUGGGGUUCAAGUUGGAUUUGGGGUGCCAUUUCAAUGUAUAAUUGGAUGUCAUCUUGCCUUCUUUCUUUUGUUUAAAAAACUGUUUCAUCAUUUCACCACAAAAGAUGUAUUUACUAAUGAUCGAACGUUGAUUGUCUUUGUAUUAAUUAAUAAAUUUAUCAUGCCAA